This is a messenger RNA of Trichoderma harzianum CBS 226.95, 522 nucleotides long. RefSeq lists its product as hypothetical. The record is from RefSeq and is a predicted model, not a curated record. The coding region runs from base 1 to 522 and encodes 173 amino acids. The transcript is spliced from 2 exons. NCBI's taxonomy places the organism in Eukaryota, Fungi, Ascomycota, Sordariomycetes, Hypocreales, Hypocreaceae.
AUGAAGAACCCAAAGUCACCCCAAGGCAAAGUACAUCAAUUUCUGCCCGUUGAUCAAUGGGACGAUGACGGACAAUUCCUUCCCAUACCACGCUCAGUUCGAUCUCGUCCGGCCGUUGUUCUUAUGAAAUCUAAGAAAUAUGACGACUGUGUAUACGUCGCAAGUGUAACAGAGGAUAUACACCCCAGUGUUUCCCAGGGGUGGUAUGUUCCAAUUGCGCCAGUGCCCAAAGACUACUUCACAGACAUGCAGCUGCACAUGUGCAAUCAUCUACAGAUGGAAUCAACUCUACUAUCUCAGUCAUACUUACGUACGGAUACGGUCUACGAAGUCCCGCUACGGGCUUUGGAAAGAAAAUACGACGAUUACGGCAUGCCUUUGGAGCUUGAGCAAGAGUCUUAUGAUCAGCUGCGCACAUUUUUGGUUGAACCAGACCGGGGCUUGAAUGUGAGAACCAUUGUACCCCCGGAUGUAAUGAAAGAGAGACCCGAGAGCAUUGCAAAGAGGCAAUCAAUAAGUUGA